Cydia splendana is the source of this 1220-nucleotide messenger RNA. RefSeq lists its product as uncharacterized. The coding region runs from base 1 to 846 and encodes 281 amino acids. The transcript has 6 exons. NCBI's taxonomy places the organism in Eukaryota, Metazoa, Arthropoda, Insecta, Lepidoptera, Tortricidae. The record is from RefSeq and is a predicted model, not a curated record.
AUGUCUCUUGUUUUAAUUGUAGCUUCCUCUAAAGACUGGACCUGCAUUGAAUCCUGCUUCUGCUCCUGUUUCUGGAACUUCAGGAGUUGCAACAUCAGCACGACCCCUGGCGACGGCUACCGCCUUCCUCUAAAGACUGGACCUGCAUUGAAUCCUGCUUCUGCUCCUGUUUCUGGAACUUCAGGAGUUGCAACAUCAGCACUCCCCCUGGCGACGGCUACCGCGUAUACUGGCCCUUUUGUUUCCGUUACUAGUACUUCAGGAGUGGAUAAUCUACCGGUACAUAUCCUACACCAUCUACCGCUUCCUCUAAAGACUGGACCUGCAUUGAAUCCUGCUUCUGCUCCUGUUUCUGGAACUUCAGGAGUUGCGACAUCAGCAGCCCAAGCACAAAAAAUAAAAAAACUGGAAGCUAAAUGUGAUUUAUUGAGGAAGAAAGUAAAAAAAUUAAAUGAAAAAGUGCGGCAGCAAAGGAAAAAAAUUGCAGAGUUCCAGAAUAUUAUAAAAGACCUACAGGAAAGGAAUCUAGUCAACAACGAGAACUCUAUAGUUUUAGAAGCCUGCGUGGGUCCCAAAGACUUUUUAAAGAGGCAAAUUUUGAAAAGUGAAGGCUUGCCUUUGGAAAAACAAUAUUCAGAGGAAACUAGAAAAUUUGCCCAUACACUGCACUGCAUUUCGCCGAAGGCCUACAAUUUUGUGCGACAAACGUACAAUACAUGCUUGCCUCACCCAAGGACUUUAAUUAGGUGGAAUCAAAAAAUAAAUGCGGAACCCGGCCUUUGUGAUGAAGCGUUUGCUGCUCUCCAAAACAAAGUUCAGGCUAGCGACACACCAAUUGUGCCCUAAAUCUCUAAGGAUAAUUUGUUAAAUCUUAUAGUUCUGACGCCUAGAGACAUUUACAUCUCUAAAUAUUAUAGAUUUCUUUUCUGUGUUUUUGUGUCUGUAUUUUUUAUAUUAUACAUCUCUAAGUAAUUGUAAUACGUUAGUUUGAACUGGUAGUUGCAGUUAGUUGUAUUUUAUAAAAUUGUUGAUGUAUUGUUAUUAUUUUUGCUUGUAUGGAAAUUCAAUGUUGAGGUGUAAAAGUGCCCUUGUGGCCUAUUUGCUGAAUAAAUGUUGAAGAAGUUGAAGUUGAAGAGCGGAAGUCAUUCCUUAUUUUUGUAAUUAAAAAAGGACAAUCAUACUUUUGACUAGAUGAACUUCAAGUCAAAGUGUUACCGUUU